AGCACCAGACCAGUUACAAGCAAGACGGCGGUUCAAAAGCACCUUCGAACAUCGCUCCUCAUAUAAUUUUGAGUGCUGUGUUUUAUCCAACGAAUUUACGCUGUAAUGAGAUACGAAAAAUUGAAUGCUAGUAUAUGAAACUCCAAGCUAAUUAAUUAUCAAUUAUAUAUGUUAAAAGGCUUGUAAAUUAGCCCACAAUAUUUUUGAGUUUACGACGCAUGUGAAACUCGUUCUUAUUUGAAUCAAAGUCGUGCGUCUGCGAAUUAGUGGUCAUCACUCAGUGUCUCGAGCAGCGGGCGGAUGCAGUGUCACUCAUAAUGUUUCUCGAAGCUUUUGUACUCAUAACGUCCACUCACUUCAUCUUUUCCGAGUUUCCUGUAGACAGUUUCUGCUCCGGAGAACCAACGGAUAGUCGAUGUCCAGCUUUUUUUCCGGCAUUUUACUUCAAUGCCACGACCGGUUUUUGCGACUGUUAUAUUUACGGGGGCUGCGAGACCCGUGGAAACCACUUCGACACUGCGGCCGAAUGCAUGGAGACUUGCGGCACGAACAAAGUAAAUACCAUUGACUGUCAGGAAUUAGGCACUAUUGAAAUACGGAUUCGUCUGAGGAACUCUAGCCGAAUCGGAGAACAAUCGGCCACGGAUAUUGCACCUCAGAGCGGUGGUCAAAGACCUAGUUCUUCCCUGCAACCAUUCGGCCCAGCUCAGAUACCAUCUUUUCGUUCACAACUACCUGGCGCUAUUCAGAGACCUCAGCCACUGUUACCGAGUCAAGGAUCUUCUUCGGCGUCGCAGCUCCAAGACGGAACAUUUUCGAUCAGUAACAAGCCGCCUGUCAUGAACCAAACGACGGUGAAACAAGUGCACAACAUUUUCAACAACACCACCACUGGCAUCAGACCUCAGGCCCCCAACCUACAGCCAGGUUGGCCACUUCUAACUGGCCAGGUUACAGUCCAACAAGAUGUUCCUCGCACUCGGGGACAGGAGAGACCUGGGCUCCCAGGCUCAGCGGACCUCUUACCUCCGCAAGACAAAGAGCAAGCAAAACCCUUCGUUUCUGCAAGUGCGCAGGAUUUUCAACGCAGACAAAUUUUGAAGCAACAAGAAAUCGAAAUGCAACACCAAGCUUCUAUUCAGCAACACUUGCAACUUCAGCAACAGCAACAGCGGCAGCAACAUGAGCAACUCCUUCAGCUUCAAGAGAAACAACGCCAACAACAGUUGGCCGGUUGAUAAACGUCAUGAUUCUGAGAUUUAUACUGGCUGAUCUAAAUUUGCAAUUGAUCAUUUCAAAAAGUUUAAAUUGAUCCACAAAGAUUUUCUUGAACUAAUUUGCAAACCGUUUCAUUGAUACUGAUCUCUAAACGUACGUAAAUAUGUCAAUUUUUUUCUUACAAAUCGUGUUCACGUUCAUAUGCCAUAGGAACGUUUCUUCAUUCCGUUAUCAAUGCAGAAUAAAUGCGAAGAUAUAUGUAACAACACUUAAGUGAUAAAUCGCAAAUUAAUUUAUAACAUUUACCGGAGAAAUGUAAUUGUCGUAAUUAUUUCAGCAUGAAUAUUCUUGAGGAAAUUACCUUACUUUUGUCUAUAAUUAAGUAAAGCUUGCUGAAUUAGACACCAAAAUAAUUAUAUAACCAAUAAUUGAAGUCAAUUUAACAAUCUAAAGUUGCAGUUACAAAUGGCAUCAAGAGAGGGCUCUUUAAUUUGCACUAAUUCUUCACUUCGUAACCGUUAAGAUUAUAAGUUGGCAUUCCACUAUCUGCUUCUUUGACUUGAGUUCAUACAUGUUUUUCACCGA
Messenger RNA from Hyalella azteca, 1803 nucleotides. RefSeq names its product SWI/SNF chromatin-remodeling complex subunit SNF5-like. The coding region runs from base 318 to 1238 and encodes 306 amino acids. Gene Ontology annotation, molecular function: serine-type endopeptidase inhibitor activity. NCBI's taxonomy places the organism in Eukaryota, Metazoa, Arthropoda, Malacostraca, Amphipoda, Hyalellidae. The record is from RefSeq and is a predicted model, not a curated record. The transcript has a single exon.